UCUACUACAGUCCCUCCGAAAAAGCCCGAUCCGGUGACGUCGGAAACGGUGGUGUUCUGGGGCCUCCGGUUAUGGCAAGUGGUUGGCGUCUUCUCCAUCUUCGUGUUGGCCGUGAUCAUCGUGCUGUGUUGCAUCUUCAAAUGUCGCAUUCCACGGACAAAGAAGGAGAUCGAAGCUCGCUACGCCCAGCGUCAGGCGGCGAAGAAGUACGCCAACACGCUGGACAACGUCCCUCCGCUGAACGAACUGACGGAAAUGCCAGGAGCAGCGGCAGAGGCGGAGAAGAAGGCGGAGGUUCCGACCGUCUCCGCCAACGUGUCGGCCGACAAGUCCAAGAAAGAGGUGAGGAAGAAGGAGAGCGUGAAGGAGGAGGGCGCGAAGAAGGAGGGCGCGAAGGAGGCCGAGAAUGGAGCGAAGGGCCGAGCCAAGGAGGGGGGCGUCAAAAACGGGGCGCGGCCGAAAGGGGCGGCGGCGGGGAAGGGCGGCGGGAAUGCCGACGCCAAGGGGGCGGGCAACGCCAAAACCACCGGGAGGACUGCCGCGAAUGCCAAGGGAGGAGGAGCAAGGAAAGCUCCCGCUAAAAAGUCAUAG
Messenger RNA from Leucoraja erinaceus (little skate), 591 nucleotides. RefSeq names its product transmembrane inner ear (gene tmie). The annotation marks the transcript as partial. The transcript is spliced from 3 exons. The record is from RefSeq and is a predicted model, not a curated record. NCBI's taxonomy places the organism in Eukaryota, Metazoa, Chordata, Chondrichthyes, Rajiformes, Rajidae.